AUGAAGCAGGGUUGGGUACACCAUCCCCUCUCAUAUGCCUUGUUGCACCUGGGACCCAUUUUGUCUCAUCCCUCACUGGUGACCCCUCCACUGUGGGUAGCCCUCAAGCCUCCCUUCAAUCAUAUGUUGGCAGUGGUGAAAUUCCAGAAAGACGGCGAAGCCCGGAAGGAUACACUGCUCAGAUAUCUCGGGAGCCUCCCCCGCCUGAGCGCCGUCACGUCCUGCUUCCGGGUCAACCUCCGCCAGGCGAGGAAUUCGAACGCCAUUCUGUCCUAUGCUGUCCGGGAGGAACCUAAUGAAUUGUUUAUAGGUUUCAGCCAUGAAAAUAAAGCUUUAGAGCUUUUAUGCUGCGGCGAUGUCCUGCAAGAGGAAUGGAACUACACACUGCCUCUGCGGGAAUGGGUGUCUGUUUGCGUGGCAAUCGACUUUCAAGAUCGAUACAUAAAGUUUCUCUUCGGUGGCGAGAUCAUACAGCAUAGUUUUAAAGUUUCCGGCAAUCCACUUCUAGAAGUCCGAGGUGGAGGACUUCUCGUGUUCGGCCAGGACCAAGACUCUUACGGCGGAGGCUACAUCAAUAUACAGAGCCUGUGCGCGACCUUGGCUGAUCUCAGAAUCUACGACUAUUGUUUGAAUGACGAUGAGCUGAUGGCCUAUAGCGACUGCAGCUUAGACCUGGCCACUUCGUCAUCUCCCAUCGUCAGCUUCUCUGAUAUUGAACGAGAUUUCGAGGCGAUGAAUGUCGAGAUCAGCCAAAUACAAAAUGACGAAUACUGUGGUGCGCAGCGGAACGACAUCUUGAUCUUUCCCGAGUUUCGGUCCUUCAAGGAGGCUAAACACCUGUGUCAUAUUUCUGGAGGUGAACUUAUGGUUCCGAGGAGCGAGGAGGAGAUCUGGAAACUCUUCAGCAAGACUGUCUAUUAUAUUAACUUUUGCAACAGUGGCUCAAUGACUUCCUUUUGGCUAGGUGUGAAGGGAAAUGUUACCUCACAGUCCUGGGAACAUUAUGCCACCGGCAGUGAACUUAAUUAUACCAAUUUUGUUCAGCACAAAAUUCCUGUCGAGGAGCCCAACAUCUGUGUAGGGUUUGCGGGGAACAACAACACGAAUGCAAAUCAGCAUGGCGGUUGGUAUUCGGUCAGUUGUAGGUUGCGACGAUGCCCUAUUUGUCUUCAGGAUGAAGUGGUGCUGCUGAAAGCUCGUGGUCUGUGUAAAGACUCUCUCUUUGACCGCCAGUAUUUCCUGACUAAUGACAAGGGUUUGAUUACUUUCACUGGCGUUUAUUACUCAAUGAUCACCCGCCACUUUCCCUCCAACGACACUGAUGAUUUGGACUAUGGUUUCUGGCUGCUGAAUCGACUUGACAAGCCCUCAGUAUGGGCAACACUGCGGAUGGACUCUCCCACACAUUACCCACUCGGAAGGCAUCUCUGGAGGGUAGAGAAUGAUGUCUGUGGGAAUUCCACCAUGUCUAUCAUUAUCACGGCAUGCAAAGAACAACAGUUUUCCUGCAGUGACGGCACAUGUGUGGAGUUAAGGCAGCGGUGCGAUAUGGAGCUGGACUGCCCUGAUGAUUCAGAUGAAAUGGGAUGCGAGUUCCUCACUCUGGCUCCCUCCUACAAUAGCGACAACCCUCCUCCACGUCAAGACAUUACUCAGCCAGUUCAGGUCGAGAUUCAUAUUGAUAUCUACGCGAUACGGAAGAUUGACGUGGCCAACUUUCAAUUUACCUGCGAAGUUGAGGUGACCAUGGAGUGGUUCGACUCCCGCCUAAGGUUCCGCCAUCUGAAUAACGCCACUGAACUGAAUUCCUUGACGGGGCUCGAGCAGCAGCCUUGGAGGCCCAAACUGGAGUUCCUGGGAGACAGGAACACGGCCAGCGACGUCCAGGAGCGGUGGGCGACCCUGAGUGUCCGUCGAUACACCAUGCCUCUGGAUGACAACGAUGAGGAAGAGUUUGAAAGUGAAGUGUUCGAAGGCGAAGGAAACUCUUUAUUGCAAGUUCAAAAGCUAACAGUAACGACACCGUGUCAGUUUUAUUUAGAAAAAUUCCCGUUCGAUCAACAGCAUUGUUCUAUGGGCCUAAAAAUGUCGGGCAUCACCAAGGACUACAUUGCCCUAAAUUAUAGAAAAGACAGCAUAACCUUCAGCGGGAGAAGAAGAAUGUUGGAAUAUGUACUCGUGAAAGAGACUAUUGACAACGGAGAUGUAGGCAACUACAGCGGCGUGGAGGUGCAGCUGUACCUGCGCAACCUGUCCAACUUCUACAUCACCUCCACCUACGUCCCGACCUUCAUCAUCGUCGUCAUCGGCUACCUAGUGUUUUUCUUCCCGAUCACUAACUUCAACGAGAGGAUCAUGGUCGGCCUGACGGGGUUGCUGGUGGAGGCCACCUUCUUCUCGCAGGUCAACUCGUCUAUUCCUCACACGGCGUAUAUGAAGCUGGUCGACAUCUGGAUGGUGUUCUGCAUCCUCACCCUGUUCCAAGUGGUUGUUUCGGUCGUGGUUCUGCAUUGGAUCUUAGAGGAGUCCAGUCGGGCACCUCUGAUCAAGGUUGAAGUGUCAGGAUCCAGUAUCAACAGGAAUGUGGCAGAAUGGAGGAAGAGGAAGGCAGUGAAGAUGAAUCGCUUUUGUCGCUUCUUUACGCCAGUCGUCACCGUCAUUUUUCUUUCAGUAUAUACUGUUCUGGCUGCGCAGGUGUAA
Molecule: messenger RNA, 2700 nt
Organism: Penaeus indicus
Lineage: Eukaryota; Metazoa; Arthropoda; Malacostraca; Decapoda; Penaeidae
Exons: 8
Coding region: 1-2700 (899 amino acids)
Biological process (GO): monoatomic ion transmembrane transport; signal transduction; chemical synaptic transmission
Cellular component (GO): synapse; plasma membrane; neuron projection
Molecular function (GO): transmembrane signaling receptor activity; protein binding; extracellular ligand-gated monoatomic ion channel activity
Source: RefSeq, a predicted model, not a curated record